Messenger RNA from Mobula hypostoma (lesser devil ray), 7635 nucleotides. Its product is annotated as protein mono-ADP-ribosyltransferase TIPARP-like. Gene Ontology annotation, cellular component: nucleus. Gene Ontology annotation, molecular function: NAD+ poly-ADP-ribosyltransferase activity; metal ion binding; NAD+-protein mono-ADP-ribosyltransferase activity. Lineage: Eukaryota; Metazoa; Chordata; Chondrichthyes; Myliobatiformes; Myliobatidae. The transcript has 6 exons. The coding region runs from base 299 to 2038 and encodes 579 amino acids. The record is from RefSeq and is a predicted model, not a curated record.
UCGUUCCUAGAACAGCCGGAGCCGGGAGCAACAACAGGAAGAAGAGACUUCGGUUUCACUCCGGGGUUUGUGAAACUGAGGGGUGGCGCCGGCUGCGAGCUGAAGUGGGAGGAGACGGGCCGCCGAGACCGCAUAAAAGGCCGGAGCUCGGGAGUAGCGUCGAGCUUGUCCUCGGCUCGGGGAGUUUGUGGAGAAAGCGGUGGAUCGGCUGGUGAGGGGCGGCCGGGCGAUUUAUGACACAGCGUCGGGGAGGGUGAACGCAGAGACGGUCUGCGGACACUCCUUGAUGUAAGGAGGAAUGGCUGGAUGUACGAGGCCAGGAGCAGGCAGUCUCUCGGCCGCUGCUGUGGGGCCCCUCGGUAAGGUCACCCUGGUCAAGACACACAGCCUGGACUACAUGAGGAAGAGGAAGAAUGAUGAGCGGCUGCUGCGGACUCUCAAGCACCUGAUCAGGAAGGAGCGGGUAGGGGCCAGCCAGAAGCUGCCCGUGGUCACCAGUCCCGGGCCUGUAACCCCUCCGGUCCUCGACCACCUGACCUUUGCCCUGGGCCAGCCAUGCGACCCGCCAAAGCCGCUGGACCUCCUCCCGGCGCCCGACUGCUGGGCCAGGCCCAGCUGUGCCGUGCCCCCGACGAUGGAGAACAUGGAGACGGAGCUGAGGGAGGCCGAGGCCCCGGGCCUGGCUCAGCCCUGUGACCCGACCGAGGAGGACAUGAGCCUGGACCACCUGCUGGACGUCCUGACCCAGCUGCAGUACCACACCCACCAGGAGGAGGGCCAGAGUGUCUGCUGGCACUUCCUGGUGGGCGCCUGCCCCCACGGAGACGGCUGCCCCCAGCACCACACUGCCCUGCCCUACCACUGGCAGCUGAGGCAGGCGGCCAGCCAGAGGUGGCAGAGCGUGCAAGAGGACUCCCAGGAGGCGCUGGAGCGCUUGUACUGCGACCCGGAGCGGGAGAAGGUCACACUGAGCUACAGGGGCAGAAGUUUCUUGGCUGACUUUGGUCAGAUGUCGAUCCAGGGUGCCACCUUCGACAGGCUGAGGCGCCUGUGUACUUCAGAUACUGAUCCCUGUAACACCUUCCGAACCAUCUGGAAACACUACUGGAGAGACGCCUUCGAGUGGAAGGAGUACACAGAGUCGGUUAACCAGGACUUCAACGAGGCCCUGCAGCAAGGCCUGGCCAUCAGGCACGUGAUGGUCAGCAGGAACCAGCGGUACCAGGUGGACCUCAACGCUGGAUUCCAGCAGAACAUCUCUACGGGCACCAAGCGGCGCAUCUGCCGCCGGCCACUGUUCCAGUCGAUCGUCACCCUCCUCCCGUACCUCAAGACCCUGUCGGGAGGUCCCGACCUAAACUCCUCGGCGCCGAGUGGGAACACCACAACUCCAUCACCCGCAUCCAACAGCAGCCAGGGUUACCCUGAAACCUGGAUCCCCAUGGACCCGAACGUGGACUUCAUCAAAGUGCCCAUGGCCCUUGACGAUAAAGCCUACGGCGUGGUCUACCGGCUCUUCCACAAGACCAUGCCCGAGACCAAGUUUCUCAUCCUCGGCAUACAGCGGGUGCAGAACCAGUUCCUCUGGGACAAGUACAAAAGGAAAAAGCUGUACAUGAGCCGCAAGACGACAGAAUGCGAGAAGCACCUGUUCCACGGCACGUCGCCCCCCUCCAUCGACGGCAUCUGUAAGCACAACUUUGACCCCCGCGUCUCCGGCCGCCACGCCACCCUCUACGGCCAGGGCAGCUACUUCGCCCGCAAGUCCAGCUACUCCCACAGAUACGCCCGGCCGUCCGAGGACGGCAGCCACUACAUGUUCCUGUCCAAGGUCCUGGUGGGCCGGUACACGGUGGGGAAACCGACCAUGAGGAGACCGCCGGCCAUCGUCCCCAACGACCCCAGCAGCGACCUCUUCAACUCCUGCGUGGACAGCUUGGAAGACCCUCAAAUCUUUGUCCUCUUCGAGAACGACCAGUGUUUCCCUUACUUUAUAAUCAAGUACAAGGAGGUGGAGGAGUCGGUGGCUGUCAGUUGAGGAGGCUGUCCCCACCUUGGAUAAUCAGCCAGACUACUCCGAUGGCCCCAGCCUCUUCAAGGUCAGGAGUAACAGGGAGCAGGGGAAGACGACCCCCGUCCUCCAGGCAAUCUCCCGCUGUGUCCCAGCCUGGAAACAUAUCCCUGCCCCUCCUUCCUCAUGGAGUCCCAGUGGUGGGAACCCCUCCCCAACAGUGCCUUCACCAGACCGGUUCUGGAAGGCAGCUCUUCCUUCACCCCUCCACAAGGACAAACGGGGAAAAGCUGACGUUCAAAGAGGAAGUUGUGAAAUGUGAAACUGUGGCAUGAAGGGGACCGUUGGAGAGCAUGGACUGUAGCCGGGAGAAUCGCCUGCCGCCAGUGUUGCCUCCUUCUGCACUUGUAGACUUUCUUUGUAAAAUUACCCUCCUUUUUAUAUUUAAGAAUGUAUCGGUUUUGUUUUUAAAUACAUCUGGGUCCCGGAGGGUUGUGGAGGUUGGGGUAGGUGAAGAGAAGGCGUACUGUACCCUGAGCAGGGCGAGGGACGGGGGCGAUCGGGAACUGGUACAGAUGAGGAGGUGAGGAUUGAGGUGGAUUAGCAUGGAAGGGUGUGGAGGUUUGAGGGGCCGAGUGGCCUGCACCUGUUUUUAUGUGUGCUUCACGUUUAGUUUGCUAACACCGCUUUGCAAAGGAGUUAGUGUUGCAGUGUUGUACAGACUCUUCAGCCCAUCUGGUAAAUACUGACCAAGAUUCCCAUUCUGGCCAGUGCUACUUGUCCACGUUUGACCCAUAUCCCCUAAACCAGGGGUUCCCAACCCUUUUUUAUGCCAUGGACCCCAAGUUGGGAACCCCUGCACUAAACCUUUUCUCUCUACAUUCCUGUCCAAUUAACUUUGAAAUGUACCUGCUUCAACCACUUCCUCUGGCAGCUCGUCCCGUUUACAGAUCACCCUCAGGGUUCCCUAAAGGUUAACUUGCAGCUUGAGUCGGUGGUCAGGAAGGCAAAUGCGAUGUUAGCAUUCAUUUCGAGAGGACUGGAAUGUAAGAGCAAGGACAUGAUGCUGAAACUGUAUAAGUCACUGCUCAGACCCUUUGCCGCCCUGUGAUGCUUGUAGCUGUGGGUCCCUCUGUUCCACAAUGCUCCCCAAGGUCCUGCCACUCACUGUGAAACUCCUGCACGGACUGUCUUCCCCAAAUUCAGUAUCUCACUCUUCCAGACUAAAGUGCAUUUGCCAUUUCUCAGCCCGCCGACUGAGAGCCCUCUGUAAAUCCUGGUAGUUAUCUUCUCUGUGACUGCGGGUGGGGCAGUGAUCCACGAGGCUUAAGAACUGUCCGGAGUGGGUUACACCGUACUGUAUUUGUCAAUGUGGAGCAGAGGGCGGGAGCAAAGGAUGUUCGGAAUGACAAGGGUGUAGCGCCACAGGAGGGGUGCGGGACAGGCAGCAGAAAAGGAAUAACGGGGGUGGUGUGGGUGCAGACACACCCAGCCCUGAGAAACAAGGCGAGGUCUUUUGAUUGCAAACAAUUGGUUUAUUGAUCAUUACAGAAUGUGUCUCUGGUGCUUCCCGUUCCCUCCCCUCUCCCUUCCCCUUUCUCCCCAAUCAUGACUCCCCUCUCCCUUCCACAAUAGAGACCCAUAUCAGAAUCAGGUUUAUCAUCACUCACAUGUCAUGAAAUUUGUUUGUUUUGUGGCAGCAGUACAGUGCAAUAUAUAAAAUUACUACAGUACUGUGCAAAGGUUUUGGGCCCUAACUGAUGUGUAGACCUAAGACAGCACUGUGCUGUGUAGAUAGUGCCUUUACUGGACAGCGCCACCUCCCCUGGCAAUAUGCUGCAGAUCCCAGCCCCCCCAGGGGAAUAAACUUCAGCCUAACCCUCUUGCUCCUUGCCCAGAUCCUGGUUUUGGAGACCUCUGCUGUGAGAGGGUAGGGGGGACAUUCCCCACCCUCCAUCAUCUCUGCCCGUCAUACCUCUGUCUCUGGUGAAGAGGGGAGAGAGCUGGCGUCCCAGGUCCUUCGGCAGAGCUGGGGAGCGGUGCAGCAGGUAGUGCGGCUGUCUGUCAGUUCCUGUGACCUGGGUUUGACCGUGACCGUUCAUGCUGAGAUCAGUGGGCAGCUAGUGGUCAGCGCAAAUUCGAUGGGCCGAGGAACCGGCUACCACUCAGUCUCUCUCUACAGACUCAGGGCGAGAGAUGAAGUGUGGAUGCAGAUCUUUUGGCCCAUCGAGUCUGUGCUGCCCACCAACCAGUCACACAGAUCGCACCCCUCCCCACCACCCACACACUCAGGGAGCUUUUACAGCAACAGAUUGACCCACAAGUGCUGGGUGGAGCCCUCACCCCAGAUUUUAUUGGGGACAGGAGGAGGCCAUUCAGCCUCUCAGUCCUAUCCCCACCAUCAACGUCCACCCAGCCAGUGUCAACAAUUCCGGUCCCCAUCUUAGUAACACGACGGUGCGGGUCAGAAGGUCCAGUUGGUUUGCCUGGUGUGGCCUCUUGUCUGUGUGACCACAGGAUUGCCGGUAGAGGAAUUCGGCAUGUUGAGCAGUGGCUGUGAGGAUAACUUCACCCUCUUCUCUUCCCCUCCUGCCCCCCCCCAGCAACAUCCUUGUAAAUUUUCUCUGUACUCUUCAACCUUGCUUAGAACUUUCCUGACCAAAACUGCCCACAAUACAGGUGCUGUUUAAAUGACACUAUUGUACCUGCCUCGACCACUUUCACUGGCGGCUUAUUCCAAAGACUCACCACCCUCACGGGGAAAAGUUACCCCUUGGGUCUCUUUAAAUCUUACACCUGUGCCCCCUGAUUCUGGACUCUUCUACCCCGGGGAAAAGAUUGUGACUGUCUAUCUUAUCUAUGCCUCUUUUAAUGCAAGAUUCGGGAUUGUUUGUUGAGGACAAAAUGAUUGGUUCUGAUGUAAGUAUCAUCCCUCUGCGAUAGCGGUCUGGCCUGCUGAGUUACCCCGCGCACCCUGGGGUCUGCUUCCAUCUCUCCCUUUUAAACUUACCCGCCUCACGGUGAAACUUGUAAUACAACAAAAUUUCUUUAAAAACAAGUAGUAAAUUAAAAGUUUGCUGAGCUGUUUAAGAUAGACAUCCAGUGGUUCAGAAAAGCAAGCACCCGAGGAUUAUCAGACUGUUACUGAAAAUUCUCCGUAAUCGUCCUCCUUAAUCAAACCCUUCCCGGCCCCAGUCUCUGUCCCCAGUCCCUCCUUCCUCAUAGUGUAGUACUGGUUUACUCUUGCCACCUACACUCGGGUAAUCCCACCAUUUAUUGUAGUACUGAAAGACAACCAUGAAUUUCAGAUGUGACACUACUGGACGCAUCUUCUAGGAAAUGCUUGUCAGUCACAUGAUAAAAUAAGACCAUAAGAUGUAGGAGCAGAAUUAGGCCAUUUGGCCCGUCCUGUUUGCUCUGCCCAUUUACCUGUGAGCCUUAAUCUCCUGUAUUCUCUCAAUAUCCCUCAUGUCCUGACUAAUCGAGAAUGUUAUCAACCUCUGCCUUAAAUAUACAUGAAGACUUGACAUUCAGAGUUGUCUGUGGCAAUGAUUUUUACAGAUUUGCCACUCUCUGGCUAAAGAAAUCCUUCCUCAUCUCUGUUCUAAAUGGGCAUCCUUCUAUUCUGAGGCUGUGCCCUCUGGUCCUGGACUCCCACUGCACAGGAAACAUCCGGUCCACAUCCACCCGAUCAAGGCCUUUCAACAUUCGAUAGGUUUCAAUGAGAUCCUCCUCUCUUUCAUCUGAAUUCCAGUCAGUAGAGGCCCAGAACCAUUAAGUGCCCCUCUUUCCUUCCUGGAAUCAUUCUCAUGACCCUCCCCUGGAUCCUCUCCAAUGUCAGCACAUCCUUUCUUGGAUUAAGGGGCACAAGCUGCUCACAGUACUCCACGUGAGGCCUCACUAGUGCCAUCUGAAGCCUCAGCAUUACAUAAUGCAGUUAAAGGAGGAAAAUACUUCAGCCAGGGAGUGGUGAAUCUGUGGAAUUUGUUGCUACAGGCGGCUGUGGAGGCCAAGUCAUCGGGUUUACUUAAAGAUUUUUGAUUAGUCAGGGCAUCAAAGGUUACAGGGAGCAGACAGGAGAAUGUUAUGGAAAGGGAAAUGGAUCAGCCAUGAUGGAAUGGCAGAACAGACUCGAUGGGCUGAAUGGCCUAAUUCUGCUCCAAUGUCAUACGGUUUUGUGAUACAGCUCUCUGUGUGCGUCCCAAACUGGUCAUUUCAUACAUCAGGUUACUAAGCAGAACAGAGUGUUAGAGUUACGGAGAGAGAGAGAGAGUGCAGGCAGAUAACAAGGUGCAAGUGAGGUUGAUUGUGCAGGAGAUCCAAUCGAGAGUCUGAUAACAGCGGGCUAGCAGCUGUCCUUCAGCCCGGUGGUACGUGCUUUCAGGCUUCUGUCUGAUGGGAGGGGGGAGGAGAGAACAUCUGGGGUGGGCCGGGCCUUCGAUGACCCUGGCUGCUCUACUGAGGCAGUGAGGAAUGUCGAUGGAGCCCACGGGGGGUGGGAGGAGGAGUUGGCCGACUUCCGUGAUGUGCUGAGCUGUGCCCACAGCUCUCCGCAGUUUCUUGUGUUCACAGGCAGGGCCAUCACUGUACCAAGCCGUGACACGUCCAGAUAGGGUGCUUUCAGCGGCAUGUUGAUAAGUCACGUUGAGUGGGACAGACCGUACUGAGAGAGCAAGAAACACUGUGAUGACAGACUGCUGGAAAACACUCUGCUGGUCGAGCAGCAUCUGUGGGGCAAGCGUUUCUGGUCAGACAGUAUUCUGCAGAAGGAUCUUUGACCAGAAUGCCUGCCUCCCUCGUUAGCUGCCAACUAUUCUGCUGAGUAUUCGCCGGCAUCUUCCCCCUCCACCAUGGCCCUUCCCUCAGCCGAGGAAGAGAGUCGAAAAGCUGGAGGUUUGUGCUCGAUCAGAGCUGGAAUGCUGGGGGUAGGGGGGUGAGGAGAGAGAGUGUGGACAGAAAUCUGUCAGAAUGCACUGGGGAUGCAGAUACUUAACCAACAGGCAAAGUCCCUGGGGUGUUAUUUCUCAAUACAAUUUGAAAAGGAAAAUUUAAGGACUAAAGUGCAACAAAAACCCACUUUUAUGAUUUUUGUAAGAUCAGCAGAGUCUGGAAACAGGCCCAAGUCAUCCAUUCUGACCAAGAUUUACAUCCGAGCUGGCCCAUAUCCUUCCAAACCUUUCCUAUCUUUGCAAAGGGAGAUGGUCAACGCCUCCGUGGCCCGGCCCAAGUGGAGUCCGGUGUCAGCAGUGUGGUCUGUUAGGGGUGACGAGGAGGGCCAGAUAAUGACGACAUAUUUGGACGAUUUUAUUCCCCCACCCCCCUCACCAUUCUGUACUGGAAUGGAAACUGAGCCAGUUCCUGCCGUGAGCCAGCUCUCCCCACCAUCGCACAGCAUGGCGGAUCAGUGGGUCAAUCUCAGGGUUUUCUACCUGUCGGGACCACGCCAGCCCCUUGGGCAGAGCUACAGACUGAGUCCUGGAACUGGGACUCCAGUUCAGGGUCUGGGUUGGAGAUUCCGACCAAAGCUCCGGGUACUGCCCUGUCAAAUUAUGGAAAGCACUACCGAUUAGGAUUAAUUUAUUCCGUUGUCUUUGUAAAAUGGAAUGGAAGGACAAGCAAUGUGA